AUGUACUCCAGCCCCAUGAGCACUGCGAACACGGAAGAGGCAACCCCGAGAGGCGGUGCCUCAACAACCCAAGAUGUUGGGGAAACUUCACAGACUGCCUCACCUCCCCUUUCCCCGGAGCCAGAGGAAUGCAGGAGGAGGCAGGUGCGCUUGGAGCUCCUCAAGAGGCACCUCGCUGCCUGUUUGUGCUCUGAGGAAACAUUGACGAUCACCCUAGUGAGAGAAAAUAAUCCUCAAAAGACCCUGAGGCUAAAGCAAUGCAGCGUCCAAGGAGAACAGCUGGCAGCCAUGCUAGGAAAGUGCCUCUCCCUGACCAAUUUCAUGUCAAUUAAUAAUGGCCUGACACUGAGUGAUGCAGAGACUCUGUUUAAGGCCCCGAGGAAACUUACGGGUGUGCUAAGGAUGGGCAUAGAAGAGCGGUGGGUGAAGAAUGAGAGUCUUGUUGGCCUUCUGAAGUUGGCGGCCGAAGUCCAGGGGAACAUUACAGAAGUCACGAUAAGGAGAGACACAUCUCUCUUCGUAGUGGAACAGGAAUUUCCUCAUCCAGUGGAGAAAGUGGAGUCUGUGGUUAGCAGGCUGCAUCAGUGCGAGCUAGAAGCCAAGGGCGUGCCCUUCCUGCAAACGUUCGUUGAGAAAUGUCAUCAGCUCUGUGUGUUAAACUGGUCUGAGGUGCAGUUCACAGACACCGAAGCGGCAACCAUCUCCAGUGCCCUGCUGCAUUUUCCAGUGCUGAAGAGGCUUGAAUUGACAUGUUGCAGGAUAUCUCCUUUUGGGAUUGAGCACUUGGCUGAAGCACUGAGUCAGUGCACUGCCAUUGAAGACAUCAACAUAUCCAAAUGCAACCUUGGCCUUGAGGGCUUGAGUAAUCUAGUGAAUGCUCUGGAAGGAAAGCUCCACUUGAAAAGCAUAAACCUUGGCUUUUUGAAUCUUGAAAAUGGAAAUGCUCUGAAACUGAUUUCAAGACUCUCCACCCUGCCUCUCCUGAGAAGACUUGUUUUGAACAAUAACAGCCUGCGUAGUGAAGUCUGUCCCCAUCUUGCAGAAACUUUGAAGAAUGCCAUUCACAUGGAAGAAAUCAAUUUAAGCUACAAUGAGAUUGAGGAUGCUGGAGUAAAAGAAAUAGCCACAGCAGUUCCACAAAUGAAGAACUUGAAGCAAAUUGACCUGUCACAUAAUAGCAUCAGCUCUGUGGGAGGACAAUGUUUUGUGGAAGCUCUGGCUGGCAGCGAGAGGUUGGAAGAGCUCCGGUUAUCUGAGAACAAUCUUGGAUGUGAGACUGCAGCAAAACUAGCUGCAAUUCUGCCUUCUGUGCACCAUUUGAAGGUCCUUCACCUGUCUUCCUGCAACAUUGACUCUGAGGGAAUUUCUCAUUUGACCAAAGCUCUGUCUGAAUGUCCACAAAUACAGGAGCUCAGUUUGUCAGAAAAUUGCAUUGGGAACAAGGGAGUCAAGGCCCUUGCAGAGGGGCUGACAUGGUCUUCACAACUGAGGAAGAUUGAGCUGAAGAUGUGUAGAAUCACGGACUCGGCUUCCAGGCCCCUUGCCUCUGGGCUCAGCCGCUGUGCUCUGCUUGAAGAGAUCGUCCUGUCUUGGAAUGCACUUGGUGAUGAAAGCGCACUGGAACUAGCCAUGAUUCUUCCUGGGAUGGAGAGACUGAGAAUACUGGAUCUGGACCAUAACGAAAUCACAGCCUGCGGCAUCAGAGGGCUAGCCGAGGAGCUUAUUCAGUGUCGAAGAAUCCAGUCUGUACG
Messenger RNA from Gekko japonicus, 1751 nucleotides. RefSeq names its product protein NLRC5-like. Lineage: Eukaryota; Metazoa; Chordata; Lepidosauria; Squamata; Gekkonidae. Gene Ontology annotation, cellular component: nucleus; perinuclear region of cytoplasm; cytosol. The annotation marks the transcript as partial. Gene Ontology annotation, molecular function: GTPase activator activity; small GTPase binding. Gene Ontology annotation, biological process: nucleocytoplasmic transport; activation of GTPase activity. The transcript has 20 exons. The record is from RefSeq and is a predicted model, not a curated record.